Erinaceus europaeus (western European hedgehog) is the source of this 2524-nucleotide messenger RNA. It is a transcript of the gene PLS1, whose product is annotated as plastin 1. NCBI's taxonomy places the organism in Eukaryota, Metazoa, Chordata, Mammalia, Eulipotyphla, Erinaceidae. Gene Ontology annotation, molecular function: calcium ion binding; actin filament binding. Gene Ontology annotation, biological process: actin filament network formation; actin filament bundle assembly. The record is from RefSeq and is a predicted model, not a curated record. Gene Ontology annotation, cellular component: actin filament bundle; actin filament; cytoplasm. The transcript is spliced from 16 exons. Bases 304 to 2196 code for a protein of 630 amino acids.
CUUCACUUCUCCUCCGGACCUCUUUCCGCACCUGCCUUUCUAGGCCCUGGCAGAAUCUGGGUUCACCACCUCUGUACCUUUCCGCUGGGAGCCGCAAGCAAUACCCGGCGAGUGGAGCGUGAAUUCCCUGGCCCGGGGCCGACCGGGCAUGCGCAGUGGCGGGAGCGCGGGAGCUAGCCGGGCGCGGCGAGCCAGCCGCAGAGCUGACCAGCAGGCGCCGGGAUCCCGGGCGCGCUGCAGACAUCUGGGGCCGGACCGCCGGGCAGAAAUAAAGACCCAAAGGUAUUCUGCCUUUGUCCCAAAAUGGAAAACAGUACCACCACCAUUUCUCGGGAGGAGUUGGAAGAACUUCAAGAAGCAUUUAAUAAAAUAGAUAUUGACAACAGUGGAUAUGUAAGUGACUAUGAACUUCAGGACCUGUUUAAGGAAGCCAGCCUUCCCCUGCCUGGUUACAAGGUGCGCGAGAUUGUUGAGAAAAUUCUAGUGGUUGCUGACAACAACAAAGAUGGCAAAAUCAGUUUUGAAGAAUUUGUUUCACUAAUGCAAGAGUUAAAAAGCAAAGAUAUCAGCAAAACAUUCCGAAAAAUAAUUAACAAGAAGGAAGGGAUUACCGCGAUUGGAGGGACAUCAUCCAUUUCCAGUGAGGGCACACAGCAUUCUUAUGCAGAGGAAGAAAAAGUGGCUUUUGUUAACUGGAUAAACAAAGCCCUGGAGAAUGACCCUGACUGUAAGCAUCUCCUGCCCAUGAAUCCCAAUGAUGGCAGUCUCUUUAGGUCCCUUGCAGAUGGCAUUCUUCUUUGCAAAAUGAUCAACUUAUCUGAACCAGAUACAAUUGAUGAAAGAGCUAUUAACAAGAAAAAACUCACUCCUUUCACUAUCUCUGAAAACUUAAACUUGGCCCUGAAUUCUGCCUCUGCGAUUGGCUGUACUGUGGUCAACAUUGGUGCCCAAGAUCUCAAGGAAGGAAAACCUCACUUGGUCUUGGGACUUCUCUGGCAGAUUAUCAAAGUUGGCCUUUUUGCUGAUAUUGAGAUUUCCAGGAAUGAAGCUCUGAUUGCAUUGCUAAAGGAAGGUGAGGAACUAGAGGAGCUGAUGAAGCUUUCUCCAGAGGAGUUACUGCUGCGAUGGGUGAACUACCACCUGACCAAUGCUGGCUGGCGCACCAUCAACAACUUUAGCCAGGACAUUAAGGAUUCAAGAGCCUAUUUUCAUCUAUUAAAUCAGAUUGCACCUAAAGGUGACCGGGAUGAUGGACCUGCCAUCUCCAUUGACCUUUCAGGAUUUAAUGAGAAAAAUGACCUGAAGCGUGCUGGAUUCAUGCUCCAAGAAGCAGAUAAACUGGGCUGCAGACAGUUUGUCACUCCUGCAGAUGUGGUUUCAGGCAAUCCUAAACUUAAUUUAGCUUUUGUAGCUAACCUUUUUAACACUUAUCCAUGCCUAUACAAGCCUAAUAAUAACAGCAUCGACAUGAAUUUAUUGGAAGGUGAGAGCAAGGAAGAGAGAACAUUUCGGAACUGGAUGAAUUCUUUGGGGGUCAACCCAUACAUUAAUCAUUUGUACAGCGACCUUGCAGAUGCUCUAGUGAUCUUCCAGCUCUAUGAGAUGAUCCGAGUGCCAGUGAACUGGAGCCACGUCAACAAACCUCCUUAUCCUGCUCUUGGAGGGAACAUGAAGAAGAUUGAAAACUGCAAUUAUGCAGUGGAACUAGGAAAGAAUGAGGCCAAAUUCUCUUUGGUUGGCAUUGCUGGACAGGACCUAAAUGAAGGAAAUGCAACACUUACUCUGGCAUUGGUGUGGCAGCUGAUGCGAAGGUACACGUUGAAGGUGUUAUCAGAUCUUGGAGAGGGUGAGAAAGUAAAUGAUGACAUUAUUAUUAAAUGGGUCAAUGAGACUCUUAAAAGUGCAAACAAAAGGACUUCUAUUUCUAGCUUCAAGGACAAAUCCAUUAGCACGAGUUUACCUGUCCUAGACUUAAUAGAUGCUAUUGCACCAAAUGCAAUUCGUCAAGAAAUGAUCAAGCGAGAAGACCUCUCAGAAGAAGACAAACUUAACAAUGCUAAAUACGCCAUCUCAGUUGCUCGAAAAAUUGGUGCCCGGAUAUAUGCCUUACCAGAUGACCUUGUAGAAGUGAAAUCAAAGAUGGUUAUGACGGUGUUUGCAUGCUUAAUGGGAAAAGGACUGAACAGAAUAAAAUAAUGAAAUGCUAACAUCAUUCUGCCACAACAAAUACACUGGAUGCCUCAGUUUACAGAAUUCUGAAAUGUAGUGGGUAUAAAACCAGAUUACUUGUAUGCUCAAGCUAGCUAUAUAACUCUCAUCAACGAAAUCAAUAUCCUGUUCGUACUAGUUAACAUUUGUCAUGUUUUUUGGAUGACAGUUACUUUACCAAUCAAUUUUGAUAACAGAAUAUGUUCAUUGUCAAAUUGGUGUUAUGAUUAAAUUAUUUUUCAUCUCUGAAAAUACCAUUAAUGCAUCUAUUCUUUUACAUGGUUCAAAUAAGAUCAAUAUAAGAAAUUUGUGUAUA